Phytophthora nicotianae INRA-310 is the source of this 2215-nucleotide messenger RNA. RefSeq lists its product as hypothetical. Gene Ontology annotation, biological process: ubiquinone biosynthetic process. The coding region runs from base 317 to 985 and encodes 222 amino acids. The transcript has 2 exons. NCBI's taxonomy places the organism in Eukaryota, Oomycota, Peronosporomycetes, Peronosporales, Peronosporaceae. The record is from RefSeq and is a predicted model, not a curated record. Gene Ontology annotation, molecular function: methyltransferase activity.
GUAGAGUUUUCGACCUCAGAUUUCUUGGUGAUUGCCAUGACUCUGUCGCUCGUACUGCGUCGAGUGCCCCGCACCGCCCGCUUCGUGCGCAGCCUCUCCACCGCCGCCAGCUCAUCUUCAGAUGCUUCCUCCACCGCAAACUCUAGCUCGACGACGACGCACUUCGGUUUCCAGCAGGUGCCCGAGGCGGACAAAGAGCGCAUGGUGGCGUCCGUGUUCCACAAUGUAGCCGAGCAGUACGACCCCCCAUACUUGAGACCUGCAUGCGACUCACACAUUUAAUAAAUCGCUGCAAAAUGUUGCCAGAUACGACGUCAUGAACGACUUCAUGAGCGGCGGCAUGCAUCGUCUCUGGAAGGAUGCAUUUGUGGACACCCUCCACCCUGUGGGUCCUUUGAAGUGUCUGGACGUGGCAGGAGGCACCGGUGACAUCGCCUUCCGCAUCGCCGAGCAGCUAUCCAAGUCGUCACGAGGCACUGAAGGCUCCGAGAUCACCGUGUGUGAUAUCAACUCAUCCAUGCUGCAGGUGGGCGAGGAACGUGCAGCCAAAGUGCUUCCCAAUGUGGAUCCAUCACUCUUCCGCUGGGUGGAGGGCAAUGCUGAGCACUUGGACUUCGAGGACAAUUCAUUCGACGUCUACACCAUCGUGUUCGGUAUCCGCAACGUCACUCAUGUGGAUCGCGCUAUCAAGGAGGCUUACCGUGUGCUCAAGCCCGGAGGCCGCUUCAUGUGCAUGGAGUUCAGUCAAGUGCCCAACCCACUUAUUCGCCAGUUCUACGACGCUUACUCGUUCAACGUGAUCCCGCUGCUGGGUGACAAGGUAGCGAACGACCGUGCGUCGUACCAGUAUUUGGUCGAGAGUAUCCGUCAGUUCCCGCCCCAGGAGAAGUUUAAAACAAUGAUCGAGGACGCCGGAUUCAAGCGCGUGACGUACACCAACUUCACGUUCGGAGUGACUGCCAUGCACUCGGGCUUCAAGUUCUAAGUCUGUUAGAACCCUCACAACUAAAGCAACUCGACGUAGACAAAAAGAUCUGGCCCGAAUCACUUGAGAUCCCGCUCAUCUACGUCGCUGCCCUUAAUCUUGGCCGUAAGAAUUGCACGGUUGUGACGUGAGUAUGAGUUCUGAGGGUCCAGUGUUAGUACUUGGGUGUAAUCUGCGAUGGCUUCUUCGAUACGUUGCAUCUUUGCUAAGGAAUAGGCUCGAUUACUGAGAGUUCUUGUGUUUUGUGGAUCAAUAGUCAGCGCUGUCGUGUAGUCGGCGACGGCUUCUUUAAAGCGACGAAGCUUACGAAGUGCGUAGCCUCGAUUAUUGUACGCAGCGACAUUGCGAGGCUCGAGAGCGAGAGCAGAGCUGUAGUCUUGUACAGCUUCCUCGAAGCGGCCCAUGUUACGAAGGCAGUAGCCGCGGUUGUGAUAAAACACAGCACUGCGUGGAUCCAGCGCCAGUGCCUUCGCAAAAUCCUGCAGAGCUUCUUCGUGCCGUCCAAGCUGGUCGUAACACAGCCCACGACUGUUGUAGCUUGAUACUGAGCGAGGCUGAAGAGCGAUCGCACGAUCAAAGUCGGCGAUAGCUCGACUGGUGUCUUUCAUCUUGUCGUACGUACUUCCUCGGUUGUGAUAAGCGUUGGCGUUCUCUGGUUCGACGCGUAAUGCGGCCGUGUAAUCCUGUACUGCGUCUUCAUAACGACCGAGCUUGUCGUACGAGUACGCUCGAUUGUACAGCGACUUGAAGUGUUCCGGAUUGAACUCAAUCGCUCGUGAGUAGUCUGCUAUAGCCAACUCAAAGUUGCCUUGUUUACGGUGGCAGAAGCCUCGGUUAUGGUAGAAAUCAGCGUUUGUUGGUAGCAGCUCAAUAGCUCGAGUGAAGUCCGCGAGUGCGCCUUGAUAGUCUCCACUGCGAUCAAGAGAGAUCCCUCUGUUGUAGAGUGCGAAAGCAUUGUGUGGAUCCAUUUUCAGAGCCUGCGUGUAGUCCUCCACAGCGGCGUCAAAGCGCCGCAUUUUGUCGUAAACGAAACCUCGAUUGAAGUAAGCCUUGAAGUGUUGAGGGUUUAGCUGAAUCGCCCGUGAAUACUCGUCCGCUGCAGCCUGGAAAUUGCCUUCUUGACGAUACUGAAAGCCUCUCGCGUGGUGAACUUCUGCUUGUUCAAGUGCAGACGAGAUCUUUGUCGUAUCUAGUCCCGUCGCAGUAGUACUUUUCCGUUCACCUGAAGUU